This is a messenger RNA of Asterias rubens (European starfish), 1059 nucleotides long. RefSeq names its product adenosine receptor A2a-like. The transcript has a single exon. Gene Ontology annotation, biological process: G protein-coupled receptor signaling pathway. Gene Ontology annotation, cellular component: membrane. Gene Ontology annotation, molecular function: trace-amine receptor activity. The coding region runs from base 1 to 1059 and encodes 352 amino acids. NCBI's taxonomy places the organism in Eukaryota, Metazoa, Echinodermata, Asteroidea, Forcipulatida, Asteriidae. The record is from RefSeq and is a predicted model, not a curated record.
AUGAGUGUUUCAAUUGGAGGUUGGUUCGCAGUUGGGCUGCUAGUAUUCAUAGGUGUAGUUGCCAUCCUUGGCAACCUCCUCCUAAGCGGUCUUGUCAUUUCCAAACGAGAACUGCGGGACAACAUUAACUAUUUCGUCCUCAGCCUUGCCGCUGUUGAUCUCUUAACCGCCCUGUUAAUCAUGCCGUUACAGAGCUACCACAGCGCCGUAGAGGUGACCAUUACGGACGCGCUUUGCGUCACCAUCAACGUACUUGCCGUCAUGGCGGCUCUCGCGUCCGUAGUUAGUCUUCUCUUCGUGACCGUGGAUCGCUAUCUAGCCAUAAGUCGGCCGUUGCGUUACGUCAUGCUGGUGACGGGGCGUCGUGUUUUGUCAGCUAUAGCAUGUGUGUGGCUGUAUGCAGCCGGUGUGAGCUUACUCAUAAUCAUCCCAGAUGAAGUGGGCGUCGAACCGCCAAUAGGCACAAUGAACAUGACGUCACCAUGUAACAUGGCGUCCCUAGUCGGUGUACCCUACGGCUAUUUCCUGCUGUGCAAUUUCUUCAUACCGAUUCCGGCCAUGCUGUUUAUGUACGCGCACAUCUUCCUCAUAGCGAGACGUCACGCCAAGGCCAUACACGAUGUUCGGAGGGCAAGCUGUAUGAACCCUGACCUCCCGCAACCCAGCCUGAUGAAACAGGAAGUGCGCAUCGCGGCUGUGCUCUUCGUCAUCACAGCCUACUCGCUCAUCUCUUGGAUGGCCACCAUUGCCAUUCUAUCAGUUCUACGUUACUCCCCUGAAUACGAGUUCGAAUUAACAAUCACGUACAAAAUUGUCUUCUACGCAAACGCGGCUAUUAACCCUUUCCUCUACAUAUUCCAUCAUAAGAAACUGAGAACGUACUUCGUGUCGAUGGUGCGGAGGAAACUGUCUCGAGUUCAUCCACCGGGUACUGUGGCGCCCUCACCGGCGAUAUCUGUUGUCUCUUUGGAGAUACCACGCCCGAGAACGAACUCUUUAUUUGGAGCGUGCAGCAACAAGUCAUCCGUUAACCACCACCACGCUGAUACCAUAACAUGA